Colletotrichum godetiae is the source of this 4353-nucleotide messenger RNA. RefSeq lists its product as uncharacterized. The record is from RefSeq and is a predicted model, not a curated record. NCBI's taxonomy places the organism in Eukaryota, Fungi, Ascomycota, Sordariomycetes, Glomerellales, Glomerellaceae. Gene Ontology annotation, molecular function: protein binding. Bases 1 to 4353 code for a protein of 1450 amino acids. The transcript is spliced from 2 exons.
AUGGAGCUUUCCCCAUCGCCUCAGCGUCGCGACAGCCCAGCGGACGACAAUGGCAAUGCUGCUUCAUCCCAGGCUGCUGCAUCUUUAGAUGAUGUGAAGUUCUCCACACCGAGGGACAAUUGUCACUCUAGUGUCAUUACAUCCGAUCAAGCCGCCAUGAGCUUGCAGGAUCACUCGAGUCGGGACAACAAACGAAAGGCUGCUCAUAGCAUUGUAGAAUUCAGUGGUACUGGCCAAGACCAAGGCAUGUCCAAGAGACCAAAGCUUGAGGCUACGAGGAGCAGGUCGCCUAACUUGCCUUGGGACAGAGCAUCUCUUCCGUCUGGAAUAUGGCAUCAAGUUUUCACAUUUCUCCCCCCUAGGAGUUUGGGGGCCUUGCUACGAGUAAACAAGCUUUUCAACGUGUAUCUUGAUUCUCAGUCCUCCUUCAGCAACACUGCUCUUCACCCGGAACAUGCGAGUCUCUUCAAACCAAUCAAACCAGACACAGUCUGGCAGCUUUCAAGGAGACUGCACUAUCCCAGGAUGCCCUCGCCACUAGGGAAUCGGACUGAACUCGACAUGUGGCGGCUGUGCUGCACCACAACCUGUCAAUAUUGUGGUGUUACAAAGCCUUGUGAGCAACGACAAGAGAAUGCCGACCCCUGGCGUUCAGGGCCUGGAGUGCAUGGUCUGGCAACCGUAUUUGCAUUUGGCGUCACCUGUUGUGGUUCCUGUCUUCUGAAGCAUUCUGUGAAGGAGAUCGACUUGCUACUCUCUUCCACAACCCCAUCUUCCCUCAUCCCAGCACUCGCUUUUGUCUUCGUCACACCUGAACUACAGGCCAUCUCGCCAAGCGCUUUGAUAAUCAGCGCAGGCGAUCACAAGUCGGAACUUACCAAAUUGUACUCAGCCUCCAGCAUUGCUGCCGCCAAGGAACAGCUAGACGUGGUUCAGGGCCUCGGGACAGCAGCCGUCGAAGAGUGGCUCAAGGGACUAGACGCCCAGGGCAAAGAGCUCAGAAUCGAUGCCUCACGAUGGGAAAAGUGGACUGUGGCUGGCGGUCUGGCGCAAAUAUGCCAGACCGUGCAAACUCCGCGGAACGGGAGUUCCGAUCAAUUGAUGCAAGACCAAGGCCACGAACCACCAAAGCCCCCUCAAGCUUUUUCAGAAAACCGAGAUUUCGAAACUCCCAGCUGGUCAGACAAGACCCACGAACAGGCGGCUGCGCAGAAGGCACUACGGCGUGCUGAGAUUGAGCGACGCGCUAUGUUACUCGACCCUCCUCUGCCACCCAAUAUCAUUGUUCACAUGCCUUCCUUUCAAGCAGCCAUACAAAUCCCAGCCGCAUUGAACGAGGAUGCGUGGAAUACGCUGGAGCCCAAAUUGCUGUCUCAACGAGCCGAAGCUGAGAGGAACAUCAAGAAGUGUCCUACUGAACUUCGGAGAACCAGCAUUGAGACGAAGGUCGAUACAGCAAGGGAAGUUACAGACCAAGACUGGGAUGAUAUCCAAGGCCCGGUGCGGGCGCGAAUGGCAAAAUAUGCCGACGAGAUCAUCCGUGGUAGCUGGAAUAAGGGUCGCAAAGUCAACAAGGAGAAUAGCCCACGGUUUGCAGUGGGGGUCCUUCUUUCAGUACGGACAAGAUUCUACGCCGACGUUGCGAAAGAUGCUGCGGAGGCUAUAGCAGCUGGGCGGCGACCUGUAGUCGAUCCCCAAGAUGGUCCUUUUACCCAGAAGCUCACGCUGGAGAACAUGAAGUGGGUAUUCGAUAUGAAGAUCAAACAGCAUACCGAGUCGCAUAGGAAGGAGUUGUUUUUCUGCAAUGGUUGCGAGAGCCAUAGGUUCUACGGUUUCGAGGGGGUCAUACAGCACUAUGCCGCAAAGCAUACCAAAGCUCUCAGUCUCGGCAAUAUCGUUGUUCACUGGAGAGCUGAGUGGCCAGAGCAGUCCAUUUUCAAACCCAACGGCCGACCGACCAAAGGUUCUCAGCAAAUCGCAGGAAAGGGAACCGCACAGAGUCAUAAGGCGACAGAACCCCGGCCGCCUCAAGGUUAUGACACUCUUGGUCGGAGUGGUAGUCUCCUACCUGCCCCUGUGUACCAUUAUCCUUCGGACCAAGGUCCGCCCCUUUCCUAUCCCACACCACAAGCCGACCCGUACAAUACGUUAUCAACAUACAAUGCGGAUGCUAGCAUAUCGCGUGCGCCCUAUCUACCGCCGAACUUUGGGCCGUCUAGCGGCCCUCAAUUCUAUCCUGUGGUAUCUUCUGGCUUUGGAUCCAUCCCUCCUGGCCCCCAAGACCACCCUCCGACCAUUCUAGGACGACCAUAUGUUGGGCAGCCGCAUAGCACUCUCUCGCAUAAAGGCAAUCCUCAGCCACCGUCCACUGCACCUCGAGGCAUACCAUUCACGCCCUCGUAUACCACUCAACAGGAAGACCUGGCCCGAAUCGCGAGAGACAUCUGGAACUCGCUUAGCACCGUCAGGGACUUGCCUGGACCCUUGAGAGUAUACGUCACUAUACACCAUGUGUUCAAACGUUUUUGGCACAAAUUUGGCGAGACUCCCUCGCUGCGGAUGUUUAACGAUGGCUUAUCAAACAACAAGGCUAUGCGUCCAGUCCGCAAUAUCAACGGACUGAUGUGCAGAUCCUGCACACUGGGUCUAGGGCCACCAGUUAAUCCAGAACGCACCACGUUCUCACUCCCGCAGCUCGUCAAUCACUUCGAGAACCAACAUGUUGGAUUCCAGCAGGUGGGGCCAGGACUCGAUUGGACCCAAGAUAUGGUCCUGAUGCCGGACGUAACAGAAAUGCCUGACUUGAAAGCCGUUAUUGGCAAUAAGGGACACAAGUUCAAUCUCGUCAACGAAGCAGCCCCCUGGAUCUUCAAGAAGCCCGCCAGGCCUUCGCAACAAUCUGGGGUCGCGUGGCCUCUGGGCGGGGUGUCACAGCCCAGCCAUUCAGAUCAGACCACAGAUUAUGCUCGGCACACCUAUGCCACCCAUGCAGAUGCUUCUAAUGAUGAACGUAAUGCCUGGCAUGGUCCUGGAGCCAUCCAAGAACCACCUAUCGUGGGGCAAGAGCAACAACGCCGAGACACGCAACUCUCAACGGAAGAUUACAAUGGGAGAUCUGUAGCACUUGCCUACCAACCGCUGAUCACUUCUCAUGAAGCACGCGAUCUAGGACGGAUGCUUCAGUCUUCCAAUGUUGGCUCUCGCCCACAAGGCUCUUGGGGCGCUUCUCCGACAGAGUUUGAUCAAAGCGGCCGUGCCGUUUACUACGAUAGUGGUCAUCCUGCAGGUGGCAUCAACGAGAAAGAUCAUUACCUUCCGUCAAGCUAUCUCUCGAACCGUACUCCAGCUUUGGAUGGCGGAAACCACCAUGGUCACCGCGAGCAAAAUCGAGCCCCUGACCGAGGCCUGGCCGAAUCUCGUUAUGAGUACGGCAGUAGAUACCCCGUAGAGGAAGACGAGAGAGCCACUCAUGCAUUGGAACAGUCGAGGUUGGUUCGGUCACGUCCGUCACUCGACCGAGAGCAAAUUUUACCGCAGGACGUACAACCAGGCCCAGCAAGACGCGCCCCGGGGAUUCCUCAUUCUUCAAGGACUGCCGAGCCAGAUUCUGCACGUCCACCGGUAAGGGAUCCCGAUAGCUUCAGCUUGACUGCUGCUCUCGAGUCGCAUCUUGCCCAAGAUCGCGAAGCGCAGGCUCGGAUACCGAAGUCUGGACUGCUGGAGCCUGAGAUAGUUCAACAAAACCGCCGAUCCACAGCGCACGACGCCCCUCUAUCCGACAUUCCCAACUACCCUGAACGACGACACACGGAAGUAGAAGUUCUCGAUGACGCUCGUCAUGAAUACUCCAGACAAUACAUCGCAGAAUCGCAUGAAGCUCGUCACGCCGGGCAUGCUUCUGAGGUGUCGUCGUACUACCAUAGCCCGGUGGGUACUCAAAAUCUAGGUCGCAGCAGCGAUCACCGCAGCGGAAAGCGCUACGCAAGCGCGACUCGCCCUCCGUCUGCAGGGUAUGAAGAGACUUAUGAGAUUGUACACGUACGAGAUGCAGAGGGAGAGUACAUCGUUCGUCGGCCGAUCUUGCGUGAACGCGAACCACAGCGGGCGUUGUAUGAAGACGACAGUCAUCUCCAUCAGAACAGGGGACCAUACCCACACCAUCGUCAUGAUGCUCUGUACGAAUCGACGGGCCGGAUCCCUAUUUCCUGUGAACGACGGGACACCAUUCAAAUGCGCGAGGCUUCUACUGCAGGAGUCCGGUUCAGGAAUGGUCCGUCUUCUUACGUAGAAUAUGAUCCGAACAACCCAGCGCCCAUGCCGGGUCCCGGCGUUGAGAGACAAUCCGAAUACUAG